Molecule: messenger RNA, 3681 nt
Organism: Hemibagrus wyckioides
Lineage: Eukaryota; Metazoa; Chordata; Actinopteri; Siluriformes; Bagridae
Product: extracellular calcium-sensing receptor-like
Exons: 9
Coding region: 1-3681 (1226 amino acids)
Biological process (GO): G protein-coupled receptor signaling pathway
Cellular component (GO): membrane
Molecular function (GO): G protein-coupled receptor activity; zinc ion binding; nucleic acid binding
Source: RefSeq, a predicted model, not a curated record
AUGGAACCGACAGCCGCUGACGCCAUCCAACAGCUGGCCAGCGUGCUGCGGAGAGUGCUCCCCGCGUUGCAGGAAUCCACUGCAUCUCAGCCAUUUCCUCAGCCUCCUCCACCCAACCCGGAAGUGGUGUGCCCCGCCGGCCCGAUGGCCAUGCCCUCCACCUACUCCGGUUCGGCAGAAGAUUGCAGUGGCUUCCUGCUCCAAUGCUCUCUCGCGAUGGAAAUGCAACCCCACCGCUUUCCCACAGACAGAGCCAAGAUCGCUUAUAUCAUCUCUCUUUUGACUGGGAAAACACUCCACUGGGCUGACUCCCUCUGGCAGCAGAACGGCUCGGUUCUCCAGUCUGUUGACGCUUUCCUCGCUUACUUUAGAGAGGUCUUCGGCAAUCCCUCCGGGAAAACAAGUGCAGGGGAGCAACUAUACCACUUAAAGCAAGCUGCUGCCAGUGGGUGGGAAGAGCGCGCCCUGCUGACCACCUACCGCCAGGGACUCGAACCAGGGGUACGUCUACAACUGGCCACCAUAGAUGACUCUAUCAGGCUGGAAUCGUUCAUCCAGACAGCCUUUCAAGUCGCUGAGCGAAGGAAGUGCUGCCUGGCGGACCCGGGGAUUCCACCCUCACCAAACUUCCAUCGCACUUCUGAGGUCUCCUCCUCCUCUCUAGACCCAGACUCAGAGCCCAUGCUGGUGGAACAUUCGAGGCUGUCACGCACUGACAGACAGCACCGGCUGACCCAGCGUCUUUGCCUCUACUGCGGCCAACCGGGACAUGCACUGCCUGCAUGUCCCUCAUACCCAGUACGCCCUGCGGUGAGUGCAAUUUCCUAUCCUCCUAAUAAAUCAAAACCACUCACCACUCCCGUAGAACUGAUAUGCAGUGUUUCUCCAAUUACAGUUCAUGCGCUUCUUGACUCUGGAUCAGCCGGCAACUUCAUCUCCGCCGACCUCUGCCAUCAGCUGAGCCUUAAGAAGAGCCCUAACCCUGUCCAUUACCACAUCCACUCCAUUACUGGAAGCCCCCUAGGAUGGGGGACUGUGCGCUACUUUGUGGGGCCAGUUCACCUGAGGAUCAGCUGCCUGCACGCUGAGAACAUCCACUUCCUGGUUCUAGAGAGGUCCACAUUGGAGAUUAUCCUCGGACCCCCCUGGCUUAUGGAGCACUCUCCUACCAUUUCCUGGGCCACUGAAGACCCAAAGCAUUUCUAUAAAUAUCUGAAGAGAGCAAAGGGAGAAUAUUGCCAUAUUUUGGAAAACCCAGAAAGUCCUCUGCUGUACAAAGAUGGAGAUGUGAUAAUUGGAGCUAUUUUUGCAUUACAUGAUGGUACACAGAUGCAGCUGCUGACAUAUACUGAAAAACCUCAACCUUUAAUCUGCAUUAGUGACCUCAGUGAAUUACGCCUUGCUCAAACUAUGAUUUUUGCAAUUGAUGAAAUCAACAGAAGCAAAAUCUUGCUCCCAAAUAUCACAAUUGGUUACAAGAUUUAUGACAACUGUCUCUCAAGCUUGUUAUCUAUGAAGGCAGCCAUGGCUCUGAUGAAUGGUCAGGACAUGACAGCAGAUGAUGCCUGCUCUGGACAAGCAGUAGUACAAGCCAUCAUAGGAGAGUCGGAGUCUACUCGUACUAUAGCACUCACACAAACUACAGGACCAUUUCAGAUCCCAGUGAUAAGUCAUGCUGCUACAUGUGAAUGUCUGAGCAACAAGAAAGGGUACCCAUCUUUCUUCAGGACCAUAGCAAGUGACUAUUACCAGAGUAGAGCGCUGGCAUAUUUGGUCAAGCACUUUGGCUGGACUUGGGUGGGAGCUGUACACAGUGAUAAUGACUAUGGAAACAAUGGAAUGGCCAUUUUUCUGAAUGCAGCCAAAGAGGAAGGAAUAUGUGUUGAGUAUUCUGAAAAGGUUGACAGGUCAGAUCCUGAGAAAAUCAGGAAAGUGACUGAUAUUAUUAAGAAAGGCACAGCCAAAGUAAUUAUCAUUUUUCUUGCCCAUUUUGAUAUGAACAUUCUAAUAGAUCACUUAAUUCUAAACAAUGUCACUGGCUACCAGAUGAUUGGUGUCGAGGCAUGGAUUUCUGCUGUUGAUCUAGUCACACCAGCAAGUUACAACAUAUUGACUGGAUCCAUUGGAUUUGAUGUGGGAAAACUAAAAAUUGAUGGUUUUGCUGAAUAUGCUGUCAAUGGAUUUUGGCAUGAAGAUUUCCCUUGCUUUCAAACAGAGGGAAAGCUUUCUCAUACUGAAAUCGAAUGCAGCAAAUAUGUAGACCUUGUUAAAUUUAAAAACUACAGUAAAGAUAUAUCAGAACUGAGAUAUGCAAAUAACAUCUACAAUGCGGUUUAUGCUGUGGCACAUUCCCUACACAGCCUGUUGAGAUGCACAGAAACGAGUUGUGAUAAAAACAAAACAAUACAAUCAUGGCAGGUUGUUGAGUCUCUAAAAACCGUAAAUUUUACCACUAAAAUAGGAGACCAUAUUUUGUUCGACAGCACUGGGGCAACGGCUGCAAAAUAUGAUGUGGUGAACUGGCAACAAGGGUUCAAUGGAGAAGUGGAGUUUAAGGUUGUGGGCUAUUAUGAUGCCUCCCUGCCAGCUGGGCAACAAUUUGUACUUAAUUCUGAAGACAUAGUCUGGGCUGGAGAAAAAAGAAAGCCAAGGUCUGUGUGCAGUGAGAGCUGUCCUCCAGGAACCAGGAAAGCUGCACAGAAAGGAAGGCCUGUCUGCUGCUAUGACUGUUUACCAUGUGCAGAUGGAGAGAUCAGUAACCAGACAGAUUCAAAUAACUGUGAGCAGUGUCCAGGAGAAUAUUGGUCUAAUGCUGAGCGAGAUAAAUGUGUUUUAAAGGUUAUUGAGUUUCUUUUAUUUACAGAGGAUAUGGGGAUAAUGCUGGUGUUUUUUUCCUUGUUUGGGGCUACAUUAACUGUGUUGGUAACUAUUUUAUUUCUAAUAGAAAAGGACACUCCCAUUGUUAAAGCCAACAACUCUGAGCUGAGCUUCCUGCUGCUCUUCUCUCUGACUCUGUGUUUCCUCUGUUCACUGACUUUCAUUGGAAGACCAUCUGAGUGGUCUUGUAUGCUGCGCCACACAGCGUUUGGGAUCACAUUUGUCCUCUGUAUCUCCUGUGUACUGGGGAAAACAGUAGUGGUGUUAAUGGCCUUCAGGGCUACACUCCCAGGCAGUAAUGUCAUGAAAUGGUUUGGGCCUCUACAGCAGAGACUCAGUGUACUUACCUUCACUCUCAUACAGGUUCUUAUCUGUGUGCUUUGGUUAACAGUUUCUCCUCCUUUCCCAUACAAAAACAUGAACUACUACAAGGAAAAGAUCAUAUUAGAAUGUAGUUUGGGCUCAGCUCUCGGUUUCUGGGCUGUUUUGGGGUAUAUAGGAGUUCUUGCAUUCUUGUGCUUUGUUUUAGCUUUUCUAGCUAGGAAGCUGCCUGAUAAUUUUAAUGAAGCUAAAUUCAUCACUUUUAGCAUGCUUAUAUUCUGUGCAGUUUGGAUCACUUUUAUUCCAGCUUAUGUCAGCUCUCCUGGAAAAUUCACUGUAGCUGUGGAGAUAUUUGCUAUUCUGGCCUCCAGUUUUGCUCUACUAUUCAGUAUAUUUACUCCUAAAUGUUAUAUUAUUCUGUUUAAACCUGAACUAAACACAAAGAAAAAUAUGAUGGGGAAAAUGGCAUCUAAAUCCUUUUAA